AUGAGAAUGAAAAUGAAGAACUUGGGCAUCAAGAAAGAUCCAAUUUGCAGUUGGAUUGAAGUAGGCAACACAGUUCAUACGUUUGUAGCAGAUGAUGAUUUCCAUCCACAAAUCGAGGAAAUAAAUCUCGCAUUGAAGAAAUUGAUCGAACAAAUCCAAGAAGCUGGCUAUGUAAACCAUUUAAAUCUAACAUUUAGUUGUGAUGGAAUAGAGGAAGGGAGGCAGUCGUACCAUAGUGAGAAGUUAGCGCUCACCUUUGGGCUUAUCAGCACCCCUUCUGAGAAGGCAAUCGGGAUCAUGAAAAACCUACAAGUUUGCAGUGAUUGCCAUUCUACCAUGAAGUAUGUUUCUCAGAUUUCAGGCCAUGAGAUCAUUGUAAGAGAUGUUUGUCAGUUCCAUCAUUUUAGAGAUGGGAAACGCUCUUGUGGAGAUUACUGGUAA
This is a messenger RNA of Magnolia sinica, 441 nucleotides long. Its product is annotated as pentatricopeptide repeat-containing protein At3g24000, mitochondrial-like. The coding region runs from base 1 to 441 and encodes 146 amino acids. Gene Ontology annotation, biological process: RNA modification. Gene Ontology annotation, molecular function: RNA binding; zinc ion binding. The record is from RefSeq and is a predicted model, not a curated record. Lineage: Eukaryota; Viridiplantae; Streptophyta; Magnoliopsida; Magnoliales; Magnoliaceae. The transcript has a single exon.